AUGCCUGGCCAACUCUCCUACCCCGCUCUUCGUUCAGUAUUGGAAUUUUUGAAUUACCGUCCACGAAUCAUCUUGACCAUACGUAGCAGGACCCUUCAACGAUUCGAUAACAGUUUACCUCUCCGGAUACACAAUAUGACUCUAUACAAUAAUUUGGUAAGCAUAGAAGGACGAUCGCUCGAUAUACACAUUUCGAAAUUUACCAGGCGGUAUUUAGAAGGAAGACCGCAUAUUCAUGCGCAUAUGGUUACCUUCUACCAGAUAAAUUCUGCUGAGAAAAUUCCAUUGAAACUCAACCUGAUAGUUAAUGAAUUAUCCUUAGAUUUUUGUGUUUUGGAGCACGUAGCACCUUUUAUAAAGUCCCCGCCCACUGACCUCAUUGUUGUCCCUUCUACUGUCAACCAUGCUACUGUCAACCAUGAAUUGGUGCACUCCGCUAAAAACGUACGUUUUGAAAUCUACUACGGAAAGGAGACCAUUUCUUUGUUACCUGACAUUGAGAGGUUGCCCAAUAAGCGUAUUUCAUUGAAAUACACUGGUGGACUUCACGUGGGGGAUACUGUAAGAAUGAUGAGACACUGGAUGGAGCAUGGAAAAGAAAUCGGGACAAUUUGCACGCUGUCUUAUUCAAAUCAAGAUGAUUUCAGUGGAAUGUUGAGAGCGUUGUAUCAACAGUUCAAUGAGUUUCAAAACAAUUGGACGGGGGCUAUGGAAAGAUUCUCAUCAUCUCAUACAAUUCCAAUUGAAGGAGACGCAAAGAUUCAAAUGUAUAAGAUCAAGAAAACUUUAGGACGACGUAUCCAAUUUCUCAUAGUGUUGAAGGUUGUGGCAAUGUCAGAUGAAGGGAAGCUUGAUGUGAAAUUGUUGUAA
Caenorhabditis remanei is the source of this 870-nucleotide messenger RNA. RefSeq lists its product as uncharacterized. Lineage: Eukaryota; Metazoa; Nematoda; Chromadorea; Rhabditida; Rhabditidae. The transcript is spliced from 3 exons. The record is from RefSeq and is a predicted model, not a curated record. Bases 1 to 870 code for a protein of 289 amino acids.